Molecule: messenger RNA, 309 nt
Organism: Prunus armeniaca (apricot)
Lineage: Eukaryota; Viridiplantae; Streptophyta; Magnoliopsida; Rosales; Rosaceae
Source: the annotation of a GenBank genome assembly
AUGGCUACCAAGAAUUCCGUUCUCCAAAUAAUUGUCAUCUUGCUUGCGAUUUUUUUACCUGUCGGAAAGUCAAUUAAAUUCAACUAUCCUGCAGUUUUCAACUUUGGUGAUUCAAACUCAGACACAGGUGAGAUGACUGCUGGGCGUGGCUGGCAACUUCCCCUGCCUUAUGGACAAACCUACUUCAAACCUCCAUCAUCAUCUGGGAGGUUUUCUGAUGGUCGUCUGCUCAUAGAUCUUCUCAGUGAGUUCAUUCUCAUCCUCACUCAUCACAUGCCCUAUCGGAAAUCAAUAUUAAAUCAUGAAUGA